Triticum dicoccoides is the source of this 859-nucleotide messenger RNA. Its product is annotated as pre-mRNA-splicing ATP-dependent RNA helicase PRP28-like. Bases 64 to 642 code for a protein of 192 amino acids. Lineage: Eukaryota; Viridiplantae; Streptophyta; Magnoliopsida; Poales; Poaceae. The record is from RefSeq and is a predicted model, not a curated record. The transcript is spliced from 3 exons.
AAGGAAAACAGCCGACGAAGCUCGUCACGCGGAGCCACCGCUCCCUCUCGCCGGCGCCGACACAUGGGCCAGGCCCUGCGCCGCGCCUCGGGGCGCCUGAGGCCUCCGCCCCCGGCGAGGCCCCCGGCCGCUCAUCCUCCCCCGCCUCCACCACGGGCCGCACCGGCGGCCGCUGCUGGCGGUGGCGGAAGUCCUCCCCAAGAUCGGCUCGACGUGUCACAGGAUGCUGUUACACCAUCAACAAAAGAUGCCCAUGGUGUACUUGUAGAACGUGAUCCAAGUUAUGAUGACAUGCUUAAGCACAUGGUUGGGAGAAUCACUACUAAGCCUGGAGGAAAGCCAGAAAUGGGUGAAGCUUCCGUCGUAGAGCGAUACAACAGGCCGCUUCCUAAGGUGAGAACAUCCGAAGCCGAACCUGGGCAGAGCAGGCAGCUACCUCCAGGAACCCUGAACGUCGGGCACAUCCAGGAGAUCAUCCUGCUGUACCAAGGAAAGUCCAGUAGCCACCGCGGCCCGAUGAGCGUGGACCAGAUCGCCUUGAGGUUCAGAGUCGAAGCCUCCGUGGUCCAUGGAAUCGUGCAGUUUGUCUCGUUGCCGCAGGAUGAAGGCAUCGAAAAGAAAGACGAACGGCGGGACCUUUGAGCGGAUCUGUCAACAUGGUGGAGAUUGUUCAUGCUCCCAAAAUGAGUUGCGUAGAGGACAACUGGACAGACAAGUUUCUUGAUAGUGUUUUCGUAGGUUUCUUUUCUUUCUUGUUGUUGUUGCUGCUGCUGAGCUGAAAGCCUGAGAUGAUGAUGGAAACUGGAAACCGUACAUUGCCGUGUUGCCUAAAUAAAGAUGAGCGUCUUUUUUUUAUUUA